UCCUCCCACAGAAACCAAGGGGAAAGCGGUAAAAAAAAUCUUCAGCGACUCCUGCCUCCGGACCGCAGCCUCGCUCAGCUGCUGGGUUCUCCUUCUCUGCUUUUUUCCUUGGAUCCAGCUCGAUGGUAAUCUGAACCAAGAAAUAUGAGGCUGCAAGACUUUCUGCUCACUCUGCUGCUCCCAGCCGGAUUCCUGUGGGGGGGCUCAUGUGCUCAGCGCCCAGAAAUCAUCACCCAAGUCUCAAGUGCAGAAGACUGCCCUGUGGACCUGUUCUUCGUCCUGGACACCUCAGAGAGUGUUGCCCUGAGGGUGAAGCCUUUUGGGGACCUGGUUACCCAAGUGAAAGAUUUCACCAACCGGUUCAUUGAUAAGCUGACCCAGAGGUACUACCGCUGUGACCGCAACCUGGUGUGGAACGCAGGAGCGCUGCACUACAGUGAUGAGGUGGUGCUCAUCAAGAGCCUCACACCAAUGCCCAGCGGGCAGAGCGAGCUGAAGAACCGCGUGUCGGCCAUCAACUACAUCGGGAAGGGCACCUACACCGACUGUGCCAUAAAGCGCGGCAUCGAGGAGCUGCUCAUUGGUGGGUCCCAUCACAAGGAGAAUAAGUACCUGAUCGUGGUGACUGAUGGACAUCCCUUGGAAGGUUACAAGGAGCCCUGUGGAGGCCUGGAUGAUGCUGCCAAUGAAGCCAAACUCCUGGGGAUCAAAGUGUUCUCUGUUGCCAUCUCCCCCAACCACUUGGACCAGCGGCUGAACAUCAUCGCCACAGACCACGCCUACCGCCGCAACUUCACUGCCACCAGCCUGAAGCCCACCCGGGAAAUAGAUGUGGAGGAGACCAUCAACACCAUCAUAGACAUGAUUAAACUCAACACGGAGCAAUCGUGCUGCUCCUUUGAGUGCCAGCCUCCCCGAGGGCCCCUCGGACCUCCUGGUGACCGUGGCCAUGAGGGAGAACGAGGCAAGCCAGGUCUUCCCGGCCAGAAAGGAGAGGCUGGAGACCCAGGCAGGCCAGGAGACAUGGGACCUGUUGGCUACCAAGGAAUGAAGGGUGACAAAGGAAGCCGAGGAGAAAAGGGCUCAAGAGGAGCCAAAGGAGCCAAGGGUGAGAAAGGCAGACGUGGAAUCGAUGGCAUUGAUGGCAUGAAGGGUGAAGCUGGAUACCCCGGAUUACCUGGCUGCAAGGGCUCACCUGGAUUCGAUGGAGCUCAAGGCCCACCUGGACCGAAGGGAGAUCCUGGUGCUUUUGGACCCAAGGGAGCAAAGGGGGAGCCCGGGAAUGACGGAAAGCCUGGCCGACAGGGGAUUCCUGGCAACCCUGGAGAGAAGGGCGCUCCUGGGAACCGGGGUGAGCCUGGACCAGCAGGAGAGACUGGUGAUGAGGGUGCUCUAGGUGAGGAUGGUCCUCCUGGAGAACGGGGCAGCAAUGGAGAGAGAGGACCCCCAGGCUCACCGGGUGAUCGCGGGCCAAGAGGAGAGCUGGGAGAGCCCGGACCACCUGGUGACCAAGGGCGGGAAGGACCCCUUGGACCACCUGGCGACCAGGGUGAGCCCGGACCCCCAGGACCCAAAGGCUACAGGGGAGAUGACGGCCCCCCCGGCAGUGAGGGCCCAAAGGGAUUGCCUGGAGCACCAGGGCUGCCUGGGGACCCUGGGCUGAUGGGAGAAAGGGGGGAGGAUGGUCCUCCUGGGAAUGGCACAAUUGGAUUCACAGGUGCCCCAGGGCAGCCAGGAGACAGAGGCAACCCUGGCAUUAAUGGAACAAAAGGCUAUGUUGGACCUAAAGGUGAUGAAGGGGAAGCUGGCGACCCUGGCAACGAUAACCUGACCCCUGGGCCCAGUGGCAUCAAAGGAGCAAAGGGCCACAGGGGACGUGAAGGUCCCCCGGGACCACCAGGACCCACGGGGCCUCCAGGACCAGAUGAAUGUGAAAUCUUGGAUAUCAUCAUGAAGAUGUGCUCUUGCUGUGAGUGCACCUGUGGCCCCGUCGACCUCCUGUUUGUUUUGGACAGCUCAGAGAGCAUUGGCCUGCAGAACUUCCAGAUUGCCAAGGACUUUAUCAUCAAAGUCAUCGACCGCCUGAGCAAGGAUGAGCGAGUCAAGUUUGAAGCUGGGGAGUCCCGUGUGGGCGUUGUGCAGUACAGCCAUGACAACACACAAGAACUGGUGGCCAUGGGGGAUGCCAACAUCGACAACAUCGGGGCACUCAAGCAGGCAGUCAAGAACCUGCAGUGGAUUGCUGGGGGCACCUACACUGGGGAGGCUCUGCAGUUCACCAAGGACAACCUGCUGCAGAGGUUCACAUCCGACAAGCGCGUAGCCAUCGUCAUCACAGACGGGCGCUCUGACACCCUGCGGGACCCCACGCCGCUCAACUCCCUGUGCGAUGUCACCCCGGUGGUUUCCCUUGGGAUCGGUGACAUUUUCCGGAACCCUCCAAAUCCAGAUCACUUGAAUGACAUCGCAUGUUUAAGCAGACCAACCAGGCCGGGACUGUCCAUUCAAAGGGACAACUAUGCUGAGCUCCUGGAUGACACCUUCUUGCAGAACAUCACCUCGUACGUCUGCCAAGAGAAAAAAUGUCCUGACUACACCUGCCCAAUCACCUUCACUGGGCCAGCAGACAUCACACUGCUGGUGGACAGCUCCACCAGCGUGGGGAGCAAAAACUUUGAGACCACCAAGAAGUUUGUGAAGCAGCUGGCGGAGCGGUUCCUGGAGGCCAGCAAGCCCACCGACGACUCUGUGCGCGUCUCGGUGGUGCAGUACAGCGGCCGGAAUCAGCAGAAAGUGGAAGCUCAGUUCCAGUACAACUACACAGUCAUUGCCAAGGCCAUCGAUAACAUGGAAUUCAUGAACGAUGCCACAGACGUGAACUCUGCUCUGCAGUUCAUCACAGAGCUGUACCGGCGCUCUGCCCGCGCUGCAGCCAAGAAGAGGGUACUGGUGUUUUCUGAUGGACACUCCCAAGGGAUCACUGCCAGGGCCAUUGAGAGGGCUGUGCAGGAUGCACAGAAGGCUGAUAUUGAGAUAUAUGUUCUAGCAGUGGGCAGCCAAGCCAACGAGCCAAACAUCCGUGUCCUGGUCACAGGGAAAAGCACAGAUUACGACGUGGCUUAUGGGGAGCGGCACCUUUUCCGUGUGCCCGACUACACCUCUCUGCUGCGUGGUGUCUUCUACCAAACUGUCUCCAGGAAGAUAGCUGUUGACUGAGCAUCUGGGCGGGUUUCUGCCAAAGCCAUAGCUGCUUCUGUCUCACCUAAAAAGGAAAACCAACAAAUCAAAAAAAAAAAAAAAAAAAAAAAAAAAAAAAAAAAAAAAAAAAAAAUUAAUGGUAUUCUUGAUCAACCUGAGGAAUUUACAUCUAUGCAGAUAACCAAGUGCCACAGCCUGGCUGUACAUAGUCCCCUCCCUUCUCCUUCUGCUUUGUCAUCUGUGUCUCUGUUGUUAGUCUCAAGUUCCCUCACUGCCCACGACUGCCCUCCCUCCCCACAGCAGGAAAACACAAGCACACCCAUCAAUAAGCCAUCAGAAUACAAAUACCAGCCUCAUCCUACUCAUCCUACUGUGUUAUUGCCAGGAAGGAAUCAGGAUGAGGACUUUUGUACCACUAAGAUCUAGCCUGGUCUCUUAAGGCUGAUUAUGCUCUUUUUAGCUACUUUUUUUUGAUGUUGUUCAUUUCCUUCUCUCUUUCACACAGAGUUGUGCACUUGCCCAGCUUACAAUGAUCCUAACUUAAUGCUGUGCUUCAAGUGAAAUAUUCACACUUCAGCAAGCUUUAAGAGGGGAUCGUUGUCACAGUGGUCAAGUUUGGUUCAUAUGUCCCAUGCCUGGGGAGGAGGGAGGGCUAGACUGCACUACCCAAGCUUGUGUGCAAGCAUCUCUGGCCUCCAGGGCCAGGGGAUGGGACACUUGUUUCCCAGGGCUGGGGUAGAGAUGGGUGGUGGAGCAUCCCUCGGCACUGACACUCCCAUUCAGGGCAGGGAGGCUGGACACCGACCAAAGGAAAGAUGGGCAGCAGCCUUUGGGUAGGGGGAAAACCCUAAAAGAAGCUACAUAACUGCACUCCUUCACUUACUGAUCUCAUGGUCCUACAGUGAAACCAGGAACCUCAUUAAUAACCUGAUAACUUGUUUUAUGGUUCAAGCUCCAUUCUGGAAAAUCUCUCUGAGCCCAGUUAGUGGGAUUUUUUUAUUUUUUAUUUUUUUUUAAUUUUAAAAAAGCCGAGCUGACUUAUUCCCAACAAGCUCUCUUGGAGUAUUGUUUCUACAGGACCACCUAGGAGUUAGGCACCUGGGCUCUAGGGAAACCCACUAACUGCACUAUAUAUUGAAUUAAGGCCUCAUCCUCAGCCCAGUGAAGUCAAGGGAAAGGCUUCCAUCAUCUCCCAGGGUCUGUGACUCACAGUCUACAGAUACAUUGACAAAGGUGCUAUCACUUAUGUGGGUGAUGUGGGCCCUUGGUGUUUACACAGUUGUUUCCAGGACCACACAGAAAAUGUGGUGAGAUUUUGUUUCAGUGCUUCCAUUGGUGCUCUUGCUAUGAAUUCAUGCACUUCAGAGAAACCAACAGCGACUGCCAGGUAUCGGCACCCCAAACUCUUUAUUUUGUAUCCAAAACCCCAUUGUACCAGUUAGUUUUAUUUUAUGCCUGUGUUUUACUAAAAUUGUCCACUUUGGAAUUUUGUCAAAUAAAUUGUUUUCCACAUUC
Messenger RNA from Pseudopodoces humilis (Tibetan ground-tit), 4713 nucleotides. RefSeq names its product collagen type VI alpha 1 chain (gene COL6A1). NCBI's taxonomy places the organism in Eukaryota, Metazoa, Chordata, Aves, Passeriformes, Paridae. The record is from RefSeq and is a predicted model, not a curated record.